GACUUUGAUUUUCUUGGAUAAAUCACCAUCGCCUCGUUUUCACAAACUUGACGUGGAGGCUCGGGCUGCGUUGUUAACUUUGAUUUCCGAGACGCAGAUGCCCGCAGUCUAACUGCUCUGUGGAGGGGACUCCGAGCCCACCUCCAAUCUUGGACGGGCGCCCCCCCCCAGCCAUCUGAAGCCAACCUCAGCGCGAGGGAGCGCUCUCUUGUCUCAGCAGCCCCCCCCUCUCCCUUCCCCCUUCUUUUGCUGGCCACAGGACCGCCAUCCGGCUCAGCUGGAUACCCAGGCGCCUGCGGCGCUUGACAGCAACUCAAAGUCCCACCUUUGAUAAUCCUUUCUCCCUAACAGACCUUGAAAAGGUCAGCGUGCCCCCCCCCCCCGACCUCGGAGGGCGCGUUCCAGGCGGGUUCUCUCUCCGCAGCGAGCCAGGAGAGCUGGAGGGAGGUCUUUGCGCAUGCCAGGUGAACAGAGAGCGCGUUCGCCAGCGCCUGUGCGGGUGCGCCGCGGCGGGCCAGGCAGUGCCUGAGAGGCUGCACCCCCACAGUCCUUCAAGUCUUCGCCCCAAGUGCGAUCCAGACUCAUCCUCCCGUCUACCAGGCAGCUCAGACGGCGUCCGACCCGCAGCCCUGCGCCGCUGCGGCCAGUCGAGCCUGGCUAACUUUGAAGGGGGAAGACUGAGGAGCCGGGCUGGAGGGAGGGGCCUCGGGGCCGCGCGGCGCUCCUUUGGUCCCCCGGAGCCUCCAGGGCCCCCGACAGUCCCCUCCGAGUCUGCUGCAACUUCAGCAUUGGAGCCGGCGCGGGUGUCUCCCCCGCGCCGCCGGGCCGCCCUGGGCGGGACUCCUCCCGCGGCCUCAGGGGCCCCGGGGCGCGCGCAACAGGCGGCCCGAGUCGGCGGGAAGCUGGAGCGCCGGCGGCGUCGGCCUCGGAGGGGAGUGGAGAGGCGAGGCCAGGCAGAGCCCCGCGCAGCCAUGGAGUCGCUCCUGCUGCCGGUGCUGCUGCUGUUGGCUGUACUGUGGACGCAGGCAGCCGCCCUCAUUAACCUCAAGUACUCGGUAGAAGAGGAGCAGCGCGCCGGGACGGUGAUCGCCAACGUGGCCAAGGACGCGCGCGAGGCAGGCUUCGCUCUGGAUCCACGGCAGGCCUCUGCCUUCCGUGUGGUGUCCAACUCAGCUCCGCACCUGGUGGACAUUAACCCCAGUUCAGGCCUGCUUGUCACCAAGCAGAAGAUUGACCGCGACCUGCUGUGCCGCCAGAGCCCCAAGUGCAUCAUCUCGCUUGAGGUCAUGUCCAGCUCAAUGGAGAUAUGCGUGAUUAAGGUGGAGAUCAAGGACCUGAACGACAAUGCUCCCAGCUUUCCAGCAGCACAGAUUGAGCUGGAGAUCUCAGAGGCGGCUAGUCCUGGCACGCGCAUCCCGCUGGACAGCGCCUAUGACCCGGACUCGGGCAGCUUCGGCGUGCAGACGUACGAACUCACGCCUAAUGAGCUGUUUGGCCUGGAAAUCAAGACGCGUGGCGAUGGCUCACGCUUUGCAGAACUUGUGGUGGAGAAGAGUCUGGAUCGCGAGACACAGUCGCACUACAGCUUUCACAUCACUGCACUCGACGGCGGCGACCCACCGCACCUGGGCACUGUUGGCCUCAGCAUCAAGGUGACAGAUUCUAAUGACAACAACCCGGUGUUUGGCGAGUCCACCUAUGCAGUGAGCGUGCCAGAGAACUCACCUCCCAACACACCAGUCAUCCGCCUCAAUGCCAGUGACCCAGACGAGGGCACCAAUGGCCAGGUGGUCUACUCCUUCUAUGGCUAUGUCAAUGACCUCACGCGCGAGCUCUUCCAGAUCGACCCACACAGUGGCCUUGUCACAGUCACCGGUGCCUUAGACUACGAAGAGGGCCACGUGUACGAACUGGACGUGCAGGCCAAGGACCUGGGGCCCAACUCCAUCCCGGCACACUGCAAGGUGACCGUCAGCGUUCUGGACACCAAUGACAACCCACCAGUCAUCAACCUGCUGUCAGUUAACAGUGAGAUGGUGGAGGUAAGCGAGAGCGCCCCCCCGGGCUAUGUGAUUGCGCUGGUGCGGGUGUCUGAUCGAGACUCCGGCCUCAAUGCGCGCGUGCAGUGCCGUUUGCUGGGUAACGUGCCCUUUCGGCUGCAGGAGUAUGAGAGCUUCUCCACUAUCCUGGUGGACGGUCGGCUGGACCGCGAGCAGCAUGACCAGUAUAACCUCACAAUCCAGGCACGCGACGGCGGUGUGCCCAUGCUGCAGAGCGCCAAAUCCUUUACGGUUCGCAUAACCGAUGAGAAUGACAACCACCCGCAUUUUUCCAAACCUUACUACCAGGUCAUUGUGCAGGAGAACAACACGCCUGGCGCCUACCUGCUUUCGGUGUCAGCGCGAGACCCCGACCUGGGUCUCAAUGGCAGUGUCUCCUACCAGAUUGUGCCGUCCCAGGUGCGGGACAUGCCUGUCUUCACCUAUGUCUCCAUCAACCCCAAUUCCGGCGACAUAUAUGCGCUUCGAUCCUUCAACCACGAACAGACCAAGGCGUUCGAAUUUAAGGUUCUGGCCAAGGAUGGAGGACUGCCUUCGCUGCAGAGCAACGCCACAGUUCGGGUCAUCAUCCUCGAUGUCAACGAUAAUACCCCGGUCAUCACGGCCCCACCCUUGAUCAAUGGCACAGCCGAGGUCUACAUUCCCCGCAACUCCGGCAUAGGCUACCUCGUGACCGUUGUCAAAGCAGACGACUAUGAUGAGGGUGAGAAUGGCCGGGUCACCUACGACAUGACCGAGGGCGACCGCGGCUUCUUUGAAAUGGAUCCGGUCAAUGGGGAAGUCAGAACCACUCGCACCUUUGAUGAGAGCUCAAAGGCUUCUUAUGAGCUUAUUGUGGUGGCCCAUGACCAUGGCAAGACGUCUCUCUCCGCCUCUGCACUAGUCCUAAUCUACCUGUCCCCUGCUCUCGAUGCCCAAGAGUCUAUGGGCUCGGUGAACUUGUCCCUGAUUUUCAUUAUCGCGCUGGGCUCCAUUGCCGGCAUCCUCUUUGUCACUAUGAUCUUCGUGGCAAUCAAGUGCAAGCGAGAUAACAAAGAGAUCCGAACCUACAACUGCAGAAUCGCUGAGUACUCCUAUGGGCAUCAAAAGAAAUCAAGCAAGAAGAAAAAAAUCAGUAAGAAUGACAUCCGUCUGGUACCCCGGGAUGUGGAGGAGACAGACAAGAUGAACGUUGUCAGUUGUUCCUCCCUGACCUCCUCCCUCAACUAUUUUGACUACCACCAGCAGACACUGCCCCUGGGCUGCCGCCGCUCUGAGAGCACUUUCCUGAAUGUGGAGAACCAGAAUACCCGCAAUACCAGCGCCAACCACAUCUAUCAUCACUCUUUCAACAGCCAGGGCCCCCAGCAGCCAGACUUGAUUAUCAACGGUGUGCCUCUGCCUGAGACUGAAAACUAUUCCUUUGAUUCCAACUAUGUGAACAGCCGAGCCCAUUUAAUCAAAAGCAGCUCUACCUUCAAGGACUUAGAGGGCAACAGCCUGAAGGAUAGUGGUCAUGAAGAGAGUGACCAGACUGACAGUGAGCAUGAUGUCCAGCGGAGCCUGUAUUGUGAUACUGCUGUCAAUGAUGUGCUGAACACCAGUGUGACCUCCAUGGGAUCUCAGAUGCCUGACCAUGAUCAGAAUGAAGGCUUUCAUUGCCGGGAAGAAUGUCGGAUUCUUGGCCACUCUGACAGGUGCUGGAUGCCCCGGAACCCCAUGCCCACCCGCUCCAAGUCCCCUGAGCAUGUGAGGAAUGUCAUCGCGCUGUCCAUUGAAGCUACUGCUGCUGAUGUUGAGGCUUAUGACGACUGCGGCCCCUCCAAGCGGACUUUUGCAACCUUUGGAAAAGAUGUCAGUGAACACCUGGCUGAGGAGAGGCCCACCUUGAAAGGCAGGAGAACUGUCGAUGUGACCAUCUGCAGCCCCAAGGUCAACGGCGCUAUCCGAGAGGCUGGCAAUGGCUGUGAGGCUAUUAGCCCUGUCACCUCCCCCCUGCACCUCAAGAGCCCUCUGCCCACUAAACCCUCCGUGUCCUACACCAUUGCUCUGGCGCCCCCGGCCCAUGAUCUGGAGCAAUAUAUCAACAAUGGUCCAUCUCGUCCCUCUGAAGCUGAGCCUCGUGGAGCUGACAGUGAGAAAGUCAUGCAUGAGGUCAACCCCACUCUGAAGGAGGGUCGUGACAAAGAGUCUCCUGGUGUGAAGCGUCUGAAGGAUAUCAUUCUCUAAGGCAGUCUCGGGGAAGAACAGAGAGAAACCAUGCUGGUUAUCGAAGAAGCAGUGGCUGGUUGUUUUAAUUGCUCACCAAUGGUUGGUUCUUGAGUGGCUGUUAUUUCAGAGCUUUCCCUAAAUGUAUUGUUUAUAAGUGACUAUCAUUCUGUGACAAUCCCUCUCGUUUCAACAGGCAGCAGGGGUGUUCAGUUGGAGCAAAUUAGCUUUGGCUUGAGUUGUUCACGGGGCCUUGAUGUUGGAGAAACAGAGACAAAUUCAGUUGGGAAAAGUAUUAUGUAUUAAGUGUUUGAAUUUAUAUAUUUUUCUAUGUCAAAUUAUUAUAAAUUACCAUUGUGGAGGAUUACAUUUAAAAAAAACAAUAACAAAAAGAAAGCUCUGGACACCUUUAAUAAGCUUGCCACUGUUUUGUAGUGUAGACAAGUUAAUGGUCAUUUAUAGUGUACUAUUCAUUGAUUCAGCGAUGUGAAAUUGAGCCCCCAAAAGGUUGUUUCUGAACCUUGAGUACUUUCCAAUGCCACUACUUUGCUGUGGACACCCCUGCUUUAAGAACCCUUUUGCUAGCUGUGCUAUUGUUGUAUUUGAUAUUGCAAAUUGCUAUGUAUGUGGUGAUGGCAAAAGGCUUUUAGAAGUUGGUGUUUUUUUUCUUAGAAAAAAUUAAAACUACAGACAAAAACAAAGUGCAACAAACUGAGAUGGCAAGUGAAUGAGCAACACCACACAUAUAGAUUGAACAUUUGGAGGACACUCACUCACGGAGGCUACCCACAUAGUGGUUACUUGCCACCUUGCGGAGUAUUUCUCCUGCCUUUCAGUCUUCUGCCCAGAUCAGUGAUAGAUCAUCACAAAAAGUGAUUUUUGGAUAUUCUGCUAUCUACUUUGCAGUUGUCAGAACUACUAUGCUGAAAGUUUAAUGACAUCAGUUUUUAAAAUUUUCAGGCCCUAAAUGGGAAGUUAUCCAUUUCCAGGCUUAGAAAUUCCCUGUAUCCAAUCGUCUAAAACUCAAAAAGACUGAAUCUAUCUUGAGAUCUAAAUUAGCAUCUUUUCAGACACACUCUUCCUGAUUCGGUGUUUCCCAAUCACAAUUAGAAUUAGACUGAAAAGCAUGUCGGGGGCUGGAAUUGAGAACUCCAUGUUCUUCUAUAUUGUAGGAUUAUAAAUAGGAAUAGAGUAAGCAGUACAAAGUGUACAUUUAGGAAAAGACAGGUAACCAGUAACAGCAUCACUAAUCCAAUUACUGUGCCUUCUAAAUGGAGACACUUGGACACUUGAACUCGUCUUUUUAUGACUAAUACUUUUUUAAAAUUAAGAAUGUGAACGGGAAACUAUUAACAUGAAAAUCCUUUAGAUUUAGCUCUUUGCUGUAGGCUAGGAAUACACCUUUUAUUAGUAACAAGUUUGUUAUGCAUUCUUUUUUUUGUUUAACAUUUCUCCAAGUCCCCCAUUUAUUGUCUAUAAUAUUUAGUAGUCAACAUAGUAUUCUUGCAGCCUAAGAGUUCAUUAUUUAAAAUUAAACAAAAUAGGUCACCUUGGCUCUGCCUUGGUCUUUAGAAAGUUGUUUCUAGAGAAACAAGUUUUGUAGUUCUGUUCUCAUUUGUUUUAUUUUUUUGGAAUUCAAGAGUACCCAGGAAAAAGGCUUAGAGGUUAGAGCACUAAAAUGCAAACAAGGAUUUAUUUUCUUAAGUUUAGUUGGAUAAGUGAGCUCUUUUAAAUGUUUUAAUUAUUUUUGUCUGAGUUCCUGGCUUUAUACAUUAUAGGAAUAUUUUCUUUUAUGGGAGGGAGGGUUUUGAGGGAGGGUAAGGCAGUAGGGAUGGGGUU
Molecule: messenger RNA, 6086 nt
Organism: Nyctereutes procyonoides (raccoon dog)
Lineage: Eukaryota; Metazoa; Chordata; Mammalia; Carnivora; Canidae
Gene: PCDH19
Product: protocadherin 19
Exons: 5
Coding region: 972-4268 (1098 amino acids)
Biological process (GO): homophilic cell-cell adhesion
Cellular component (GO): plasma membrane
Molecular function (GO): calcium ion binding
Source: RefSeq, a predicted model, not a curated record